GAUCUCGCCAUUACCCUGUCUCCAGCCUGGCUUAUCAGCCUUAAUUAGUACAAGCUUUUUUUUUUUUUUCCUUUAACGAACGUUUUUCUUCUUAUUUCAGAUGAUUUCUUUUUCUAGUGUUUAUUAUUCUGAGUGCUUUUGUAAGACCUGAGUCCGUUCUCAGGCCAAUCUCUGAAGGUCGAUCAUGAUUUAUUUGCUGAAGGUGACCUCUUCAUAAGCUCAGUGAAGCCGCCAGUCACUGGAGUUGGCCUUCCUUGAGUGUUCUCCCUGUCUGAAGCUCAGAUAAGCACUUCCAUCCAUGGUAGUUAUCCUUGUGACAGGCUUCGGAGAAUUUGUUUUCCCAUCUCCGCAUCCUGCUCUACUGGUAGCACAAGAACGUACCAGGCUCCUGGCCAGAAGCUGGAGGGGGCUUGGCCAAUAAGAAGGAGAAACGACGGAGCUGUGCUUUCUACCUCUGAGACAGAAAUGUCUGCAGACGGCAGAGCCGCCCAGGCCACCCAGGACGAGGAGAGAGCCCGAGAGCAACCAGAACCUAGAUCAGAGAAACAGAUCGCCUCAACGAGCAGGUGUAAGGACAAGCACAAAUCAAGAGCAGAUCUCCCUCAGCUCAUCAUGGGCUUACAUCCUCAUAAACCCGCUGUCACAUUGUGAGGUUCCAGGCAGACGUGAAAUUUGGGGGACACCAUUCAGCCCACCGCACUUGGUGUCCUCUAACAUGAAAGGGGAACCGUCCACACUGCUGUGGGAGGUUCCAGGUCAUGGGCAUCCUCGUCAAGAAAUGCUUUCUGAGUCAGAGGAGACGGUGCCUUUGGAAGCUGCUCAGGAGUCUCCCCACAUCAAGACGGAGCCGGAAGAGCCACAGCCUGAGGGGGCAUCGCAGGGGGCCGGGGCCCGAGGAGAGCAGGGCUGGGUGUCCCUAAGCCAGGGCUCUAAGGACAAAGCUCUUUUCCUGCCCGGAGGAGCCCUCCCCUCCCCCCAGAUCUCUGUGCUGUCUCGUGAGGGGAGGACCAGAGACCGGCAGAUGGCUGCGGCGCUCCUCACCGCCUGGUCCCAGAUGCCGGUGACCUUCGAGGACGUGGCCCUGUACCUCUCCCGGGAGGAGUGGGGGCGGCUGGACCACGCGCAGCAGAACUUCUACAGGGACGUCCUGCAGAAGAGGAACGGGCUGUCCUUGGGGUUUCCCUUCAGCAGACCUUUCUGGGCCUCCCAAGGACAGGGCAAGGGUGAGGCCUCGGGCUCCUGCCGGCAGAUGGGAGAUGAGGAGAAGACAGGAGCCAUUGAGGUGGGGAAGGAGGAGCCGGCCCCAUCCCCGGCAGCCCUCCGGGACGCGACGUCCUUCCGAAGCAGGGUGGGGAGAGCGCAGGGGAACGGCCUGCCUCGCGGGCAGCAGGUGGCCAGCGGCCAGAGCUCAGGGGCGGCCAGAGACGAUGCGCAGCCGGGCCCCCCAGACGAGAGGCCGGCGAAACUGGCCCCGCCCGAUGCCAGCCUGGCGAAAGCCCCGGAGGGCCGCCUCCCAGAGAAACCCAGAGAGGGGCGGACGGCCACCCCCGAGGGCAGCGAGGAGGGCCUGGCCCCCGACGGGGACGCGGGCAAGAAGACGUACACGUGCGAGCAGUGCGGCAAGGGCUUCAGCUGGCACUCGCACCUGGUGACACACCGGCGCACGCACACGGGCGAGAAGCCCUACGCCUGCACGGACUGCGGCAAGCGCUUCGGCCGCAGCUCGCACCUCAUCCAGCACCAGAUCAUCCACACGGGCGAGAAGCCCUACACCUGCCCGUCCUGCUGGAAGAGCUUCAGCCACCACUCGACGCUCAUCCAGCACCAGCGCAUCCACACAGGCGAGAAGCCCUACGUGUGCGACCGCUGCGCCAAGCGCUUCACCCGCCGCUCGGACCUGGUCACCCACCAGGGCACCCACACGGGCGCCAAGCCCCACAAGUGCCCCAUCUGCGGCAAGUGCUUCACGCAGAGCUCGGCCCUGGUCACCCACCAGCGCACGCACACCGGGGUCAAGCCCUACCCGUGCCCCGAGUGCGGCAAGUGCUUCAGCCAGCGCUCCAACCUCAUCGCGCACAACCGCACGCACACGGGCGAGAAGCCCUACCACUGCCUCGACUGCGGCAAGAGCUUCAGCCACAGCUCGCACCUCACCGCCCACCAGCGCACCCACCGCGGCGUCCGGCCCUACUCCUGCCCGCUCUGUGGCAAGAGCUUCAGCCGCCGCUCCAACCUGCACCGGCACGAGAAGAUCCACACCACCGGGCCCAAGGCCCUGGCCGUGCUGAUGCUGGGGGCGGCGGGGGCCCUGGCGGCACCCCCGCCGGCUCCCACUUAGGAGGCGGGGUGGGGGGGUGGCCGUGGGGGA
This is a messenger RNA of Leopardus geoffroyi (Geoffroy's cat), 2368 nucleotides long. RefSeq names its product zinc finger protein 205 (gene ZNF205). NCBI's taxonomy places the organism in Eukaryota, Metazoa, Chordata, Mammalia, Carnivora, Felidae. The coding region runs from base 716 to 2338 and encodes 540 amino acids. The record is from RefSeq and is a predicted model, not a curated record. Gene Ontology annotation, molecular function: DNA-binding transcription repressor activity, RNA polymerase II-specific. The transcript has 10 exons. Gene Ontology annotation, biological process: negative regulation of transcription by RNA polymerase II.